AAAUGACAAAUUAGGGUUCACAAGUGCUCUGCAUCGCGAGGGAAAAUGGCAAUGCCUCAAAUUCCAGAAUCUGGAUCUAUGAAGAUGAGGCGCACCCACUCUGGAUAAUCUAGAAUUCUCUCGAAUUCGGUAUGUGCCGGUACCAAGCAUCUUACUUAUCUUCGUUUUCGUUAAGUUUUGAAAUUAACAUUAUCCAUGUGAUAGUCAUGAGUUCUGUGAAUUAUGAAUUGUGAAGGUGAAGAAGAUUGUAGUUAGGUUGCAAUCGGAAGAUUUGCUAGUAUUUGAAUCUUACCAAGUUUAGCUUCAUGGCGUCGAAGCCUAAGAAAAGGGCUAUUGCUGGUUGUGAGGGUGAGGGAGGAGGUUGUAGUGAGAGUAAGAGCAUGAUAGACAGACUUAGUGAUCCGCCGGAUCAGGUUGCUCAUCACAUUCUCUCGUUCCUAACUGUAGUUGACCUCGUUCGGCUGUGUUGUGUGUCGAAAAGAUGGAGAGAGCUUUCUCUGUCAGCGCCGUGUUUGAAUUUUGAUGACAUUCCAUCGAGUUGUAGAUCCACAUGCUAUGACCGGCUGCAGUUGAUGACUUAUUUGGAGAGGUUCUUGUUUCAUCGUGGGGAUAAUAAGGUACAGUCUUUUCAUGUGAACUGGGAAAGGCAUUAUAUGGACGAAAAUGAAACUGUGUGCAUCUGUUCGAGUGAGCAUUAUCGACUCCUUACAUGGAUUAACUGUGCAGUGAGGUGUAAUGUUGAAGUGCUUGACCUUAAGAUGGCUCUGUAUGAUCCUGAGGAGGCACCAUUUCCGUCUAGCGUCUUUCUCUGUGGAACUUUGAAGUCGUUAGUGGUGGACAUGAAUUUUACUCUUCUUAGAACGCCCUCGUUUGGGUUUUCCUCAAAUCUCUCUAAGUUGCAGUUGAAAGAUGUUGUAAUAGAGGAUGAGCGGUUUUUCAAAUGGAUCUCGUGUUCCUGCAAGUUCAUUCAGGAAUUACAUCUUGAUCAAGUUCGUGGAAUUGAAACUAUCAGCAUUGCGAGCUCGUCUUUGAAAAUAUUUAGAUUUUUCGAUGUGUUCAACACCUCCCAUCUUAGCAUAUCAGGUGAGAAACUUGAAGACAUAGUUGUGGGCUGGUAUGUUGAAUCACCUAGCAACAGUUCUUUAAAUAUUUGUGCCCCAAAUCUGAAGGUUUUGAGUUGGAGUGGGAAGUUGAUGAAUCACCUAUCUCUGGGAAAGUUCAGAUGUUUGGAAGCUGCUGUGCUUCGUCUAAGGCCUGAUGCAGAUGAAGUGGACAAAGUGUAUGAGGUUCUUUGCAGUUUGUGCAAGGUUAGAGCUCUUAUGCUAGAUGAAGCAACCAUUAAGGCUCCAUUCAGUAAAGGAUCGAUGCGAGCUCCAAUAUCUAAUAUUCAUUGUUUGACAAUGGAUACUGGACGCAUUACUGACGAGUUGGUUCCGGCAAUAGCUUCUCUCUUCAAAGGAUUGCCUAAUCUCUAUAUUCUUUGUGUACAGUAUAAACCCCCUCUAGAUGGUCCUCAAUCUAAUACAUCUGGGUUUGAUAUGGGUUACUGGAAGCUGCAAAAUCUUGCUUUUAUUGAUCAGCUGAAGGUAGUCAGCAUUGAACUUUGCAAUGACUCCAAUGUAAUUGAUUUAGCAAGGUAUAUUCUCGAGUGCGCUCAGAAUUUGCUGCAAAUGAUUGUUAUUUCUCCACCCCAGGAUUCAGAUGCAGUUACAAAGAAGUUAAUGGGAAGCAAGAUAGUAUCCGGUGCUACGGUUGUCUAUCGUGAAAGAGAGAAAAGAGGAUAAUGAAGCUCCUCUGGCACUUUUCAGAAGCUAACUGUCAUAACAUCGAAAGUUUAGCAUCAAUGUUGACAGACCCAUUUUGUGUAUAAAUUAGAUCUGUAUUUUUUUCAGAUGUUAACCAGCAAUGUUCCUUGAGUACUGCUAUACAUUCUGUUCUUGUACUGGGUUGACAUUCGACAAGGCAUUAGUUCACUUU
Messenger RNA from Fragaria vesca subsp. vesca, 1977 nucleotides. Its product is annotated as putative F-box/LRR-repeat protein At5g41840-like. NCBI's taxonomy places the organism in Eukaryota, Viridiplantae, Streptophyta, Magnoliopsida, Rosales, Rosaceae. Gene Ontology annotation, molecular function: protein binding. The record is from RefSeq and is a predicted model, not a curated record. The transcript is spliced from 3 exons. The coding region runs from base 306 to 1784 and encodes 492 amino acids.